This is a messenger RNA of Coccinella septempunctata (seven-spotted ladybird), 948 nucleotides long. It is a transcript of the gene NC2beta, whose product is annotated as protein Dr1. Gene Ontology annotation, biological process: chromatin remodeling; positive regulation of transcription by RNA polymerase II; negative regulation of transcription by RNA polymerase II. The record is from RefSeq and is a predicted model, not a curated record. Gene Ontology annotation, cellular component: negative cofactor 2 complex. Bases 97 to 618 code for a protein of 173 amino acids. Gene Ontology annotation, molecular function: protein heterodimerization activity; TBP-class protein binding; general transcription initiation factor activity. The transcript has 2 exons. NCBI's taxonomy places the organism in Eukaryota, Metazoa, Arthropoda, Insecta, Coleoptera, Coccinellidae.
AGAGGGAUCUUUGACUUUUUGGUGUAAUGUUGCAAAUUUUAAAAACAUUGUCCAGAAACAUAUCAGAAGAAAAUUUAUCCAUUCCAACGAAGAAAAAUGUCAUUAUCAAAUCCUUCGGGAAACGCUAACACUGAAGAUGAUGAACUUACUCUUCCUAGAGCUAGUAUAAAUAAGAUGAUCAAAGAACUAGUGCCCUCCGUGAGAAUUGCUAACGAAGCUAGAGAGCUGAUUCUGAAUUGUUGUACAGAAUUUAUUCAUCUCCUGAGUUCAGAGGCUAACGAAAUCUGUAAUCAGCUACAUAAAAAGACUAUAAAUGCAAAACAUGUCUUAAUGGCUCUGGAAAAACUAGGGUUUUCUGACUAUCAGGCUGAGGCAGAAGCUGUUUUGAAGGAUUGUAAAGCUGUAGCAGCUAAAAGAAGACGGCAAAGCACCAGACUUGAAAAUUUAGGCAUACCUGAAGAAGAAUUAUUGAGACAACAACAAGAAUUGUUUGCUAAAGCUCGUCAAGAACAAGCAUUUGCUGAGCAACAGCAGUGGGAACAAAUCCAAGCCGCUGCUGCAGCUCAACAAGUAGGCUCUGUGUUACCUUUAGAUGAUGAUACUGAUGAUUAUUCUUAAAGCAGAAUAUGAACAUGAAAUAUUUCAGUGAACCCUGUGGAUACUUUUCACAUUAUAUGAAAGGUAUUUUCACUUUAAAGUAUUUAUUUUUUUAGGAUCUACAAGAAUACUGUUAUGCAUUUUAUUAUCCUGUUUUCAUAAUUUUAUUCUGACUACUGAUGUAUAGGUAUAUGCUGGUAGUGUCAAUUGCAUUUCCUUUCAUCUUCCCCAGUUGAAUGGAAAUUAUUGAAUAUAAAUAACAAAAAAAACAGUUUAUUUUUCCCAACACAUCCUCAUAUUAACAACUUAGUGUUAUGUAAUAAAAUGAAUAAUUCUUCUGGAAGGUUUUCA